AUGGUUGAUGAUACAUCUGAUAAUUUCAAAAUUGCUCCUGAAAAAUUGACGGGUCGCACUACCUAUGAUUCUUGGGCUCGUAUUGCUCGCAUGUCCAUUGCUAGCAAGAAAAAACUUGGCUAUAUUACUGGUACCAAGAAGGCCCCUGAGAAAACUAAUGCUGAAGCCUAUGAAACUUGGGAGGAGAAAAAUUGCACUGUUCAAACAUGGCUUCUUAAUUCAAUGGAGAAACAUGUGAGAGUUCUCUUCGAUAGUCUUCCUACAGCAGCGACUAUCUGGUGUGCUGUAGAGAAGACAUAUAUUGUAACUAACAAUUCUUCCAGAGUAUAUGAGUUAACACAGAGAUCUGUCAACAUCAAACAAGAAGGUCGUACCCUUGAAGUUUACUAUGAAGAACUACAAACUAUCUGGCUGGAACUCGAUGCUAUUAAUCCUCCUCAGAUCAAGAAUGAAAUUGAUCUCUGCACCCACUUAGCAACUGUCAUAAAUUUUCAUGUUUACAUCUUACUGGCAGGAUUAGAUUCUCAUCUUGAUGGAGCUCGUGCCCAUGUGCUUCGUUCUGAUUCUCUUCCUAAUGUCCUAGAAGCUUAUGCCAUGAUUUGUGAGGAGGAUACUUGCUUAAAAACUAUGGGGAGUGAGGAAAAGACAAGUGGCAGUGCCUUAGCUGCACGUAAAGGGAAGGAGGGCAGUUUAUAUGAGUCUCCUAAACUCUUCUCCAAAUCUAGUGGAUCAAAUCUGGCUAAAGAUGAACGUAAAUGCUCUCAUUGUGGUAAAAAUCAUAUUGUGGACAAAUGUUGGAAACUUCAUGGUCGAGCUGAUUGGGCAGAUGAGCUUAUUGCUAUAAAACAAGGAAGUAGAGCAUCACUUGCUACCACUUCAACCAUUGAGAAUGCAGAUGAGGCCAAGUCAGGUAACUUUGAUUAUGCUCUAUGUACUCCUACUUCUAGUUGUAAUAAUGCAUGGAUAAUUGACACUGGAGCAACAGAUCAUAUGACUAAUAACCCUAAGAAAUUCAUUACCCUCACUAAAAACUACUCAAAAUAUUAUGUUAGAACUGCCACUGGUCAAAUAAUCUCUGUUACUAGGAUUGGUACCAUUCAACUUAUACCCAACAUCAUGUUGCUCAAUGUUCUCCUGGAUCUUCAUACUCAGGAGGAGAUGGGACGUGGUUUUAAGAGAGGGGACUUGUGGUACUUUCAUCAUGGUUCAAAGUUGAAUAUUUUAGCAAACCAGACUAGUAAGCAUUUUUCUGCAACUAUCAAAGUAAUGCGUUCAGAGAAUGGAGGUGAAUAUCUCACAAACAACCUUGCUAUUUUCUUUCAGUUACAAGGUAUCGUUCAUCAAACAUCUUGUGCUAAUACACCACUACAGAAUGGUGUGGCUGAGCGGCGUAAUCGCCAACUUCUAGAGGUUACUCGAGCUUUCUUAUUUGAAAAGAAUGUUCCUAAAUAUUUAUGGGGUGAUGCUUUGCAAUUUGCUAUAAAGGAUACCGUUGUUAUCACCCACCUACUCAAAAUAUGUGGGUUACUAUGGGUGAAGACUGUAACGAAAGGCUUGGGUUUUCUACCUAUUGGUGCUAUGCCUUUAUAUUGUGAUAAUAAAUCUACAAUUGCAAUAGCUCAGAACCCUGUACAGCAUGAUCGCACCAAACAUGUAGAUAUAGAUAGGCACUUCAUUAAAGAAAAGUUGGAAGCUCAUAUUAUUGAAGUUCCAUUUUUGAAAUCUGAAGACUAG
Messenger RNA from Carya illinoinensis, 1734 nucleotides. RefSeq lists its product as uncharacterized. Gene Ontology annotation, molecular function: nucleic acid binding. The coding region runs from base 1 to 1734 and encodes 577 amino acids. The transcript has 4 exons. NCBI's taxonomy places the organism in Eukaryota, Viridiplantae, Streptophyta, Magnoliopsida, Fagales, Juglandaceae. The record is from RefSeq and is a predicted model, not a curated record. Gene Ontology annotation, biological process: DNA integration.